GGCCGGUGGCGGCCAUUGCCGGCACGACGGGGCGCGGCGGCGGCGGCGGCGGCGGAGUAGGCGGCGGCGGAGUAGGCGGCGGCAACAGCAGCGACGAGGCGGCCGUGGCGGAAAAGCAGAGAGUGAACCUGGAUGAAGAUUUUUUUGCAAAGAGGGUGCUAAGGAAGAGGUUGGAGAAGGUGGGAAUCUAUACACUUCAGCCACCAUGUCUGGGAUUGGCAAUAAACGGAUGGCUGGAGAGCCUGGUCCUUCUGCACCUCCAGAGAAGAAGGCAGGGGUUGAAGAUUCAGGCACCACUGUCGAGACUAUUAAACUUGGUGGUGUUUCUUCAACGGAGGAGCUGGACAUCCGGGCCCUGCAGACCAAGAACCGGAAGCUGGCGGAGAUGCUCGACCAGCGCCAGGCCAUCGAAGAUGAGCUGCGGGAGCACAUUGAGAAGCUGGAGCGUCGGCAGGCCACCGACGAUGCCUCUCUGCUGAUCAUCAACCGCUACUGGAAUCAGUUUGAUGAAAAUAUCCGCAUCAUCCUUAAACGCUUUGACCUGGACCAAGGUCUUGGAGACCUUUUGUCUGAAAGAAAAGCACUGGUGGUGCCAGAACCUGAACCAGACUCUGACAGUAAUCAGGAGCGCAAAGAUGAGAGGGAACGAGGGGAAGGACUGGAGCCAGCAUUCUCCUUUCUGGCCACUCUAGCCAGCAGUACCAGUGAGGAGAUAGAAUCUCAGCUGCAGGAACGCGUGGAGUCCUCCCGCCGUGCUGUUGCCCAGAUUGUGACAAUGUAUGACAAGCUGCAGGAGAAGGUGGAUGUGCUGUCUCACAAGCUGAAUAGUGGAGAUAUUUCACUGAUGGAAGAAGCAGUAGUGGAGCUGAAUACCUACCUGUCACAUGAGAAUGGACGGCUGCAGGAACUGGCUGAUGUUCUUCAGGAGAAGCACAGAGUCAUGUCUCAGGAGUUCUCCAAGCUGCAAGAGAGGGUGGAGACAGCAGAAUCCCGGGUGUCUGUCCUGGAGACCAUGAUUGAUGACCUUCAGUGGGACAUUGACAAGAUCCGCAAGAGAGAGCAGAGGCUCAACCGCCACCUGGCCGACGUCCUGGAGCGAGUAAAUUCCAAAGGCUACAAAGUGUAUGGAGCUGGAAGCAGCCUCUAUGGGGGAACAAUCACCAUUAAUGCCCGCAAGUUUGAGGAGAUGAAUGCAGAGCUGGAAGAGAAUAAAGAGCUUGCUGGGAAUCGCCUUAAUGAAUUGGAGGAACUACGUCAGGAUCUUGAGGAAGUAACAACACAGAAUGAAAAGCUCAAGGUGGAGCUGCGACGGGCAGUGGAAGAGGCUGUGAAGGAGACCCCGGAAUAUCGCUGCAUGCAGUCCCAGUUUUCUGUUUUGUAUAACGAGAGUCUCCAGCUGAAGGCACACCUUGACGAGGCCCGCACACUGCUCCACGGCACCCGCGCCACGCACCAGCGCCAGGUGGAGCUGAUUGAGAGGGAUGAGGUCAGCCUUCACAAGAAGCUGCGCACUGAGGUGAUUCAGCUGGAGGACACCCUGGCACAAGUUCGCAAAGAAUAUGAGAUGUUGAGGAUAGAGUUUGAACAGACACUUGCUGCCAAUGAGCAAGCAGGCCCCAUUAAUCGGGAGAUGCGCCACCUCAUCAGCAGCCUCCAGAAUCAUAACCACCAGCUGAAGGGAGAGGUGCUGAGAUACAAGCGCAAACUGAGAGAGGCCCAGUCUGACCUGAGCAAGAUCCGCUCUCGCAGUGGCAGUGCUCUCCUCCAGUCCCAGUCCAGCACUGAAGACACAAAGGAGGAACCGGCAGAGAUCAAGCAGGAGCCUGAUGAUCCUUCUGCCCAAGUGACUGUUCCCAAGGCUCCUUCUGAAGAUGUUAAUGAGAUGAAGGCCAGGCGAGAUGAAGAGGAACGGGAGCGGGAGAGACGGGAAAGGGAGAGGGAGCGAGAGAAGGAAAAGGAGAAGGAGAGAGAAAGAGAAAAAGAGAAAGAGAAGGAAAAGGAACGAGAGCGGGAAAAGCAGAAGCAGAAGGAAUCAGAGAAGGAGAGAGAGUCCAAAGAGAAGGAGAAAGGGAAACAUGAAGAUGGACGAAAGAAGGAGGCUGAAGUGAUCAAGCAGCUGAAGGCUGAGCUCAAGAAGGCCCAGGAGAGCCAGAAGGAGAUGAAACUAUUGCUGGAUAUGUACCGCUCUGCCCCCAAAGAACAGAGAGACAAAGUGCAGCUGAUGGCAGCUGAGAAGAAGGCAAAAGCUGAGCUUGAAGAACUGAGGCAGAGGGUGAAAGAAUUGGAAGACAAGGAAAAAAAGGAGAGUAAGAAGAUGGCUGAUGAGGAUGCCCUCCGCAAGAUCCGAGCAGUGGAGGAACAGAUUGAAUAUUUACAGAAGAAGCUUGCCAUGGCUAAGCAGGAGGAGGAGGCCCUGCUGUCAGAGAUGGAUGUCACAGGCCAAGCCUUUGAAGACAUGCAAGAGCAGAACAUCCGCCUGAUGCAGCAGCUGCGGGAGAAGGAUGAUGCCAACUUCAAGCUGAUGUCAGAACGUAUCAAGUCCAACCAGAUCCAUAAGCUGCUGAAAGAGGAAAAGGAGGAGCUAGCAGACCAAGUUUUGACACUGAAAACACAGGUGGAUGCCCAGCUGCAGGUUGUACGUAAGCUGGAGGAGAAGGAACACUUACUGCAGAACAGCAUUGGAACAGGAGAGAAGGAGCUGGGUCUGCGAACACAGGCCCUGGAGAUGAACAAACGCAAGGCCAUGGAUGCAGCCCAGCUUGCAGAUGAUCUGAAGGCCCAGCUAGAACUGGCUCAGAAGAAGUUACAUGAUUUUCAGGAGGAGAUUGUGGAAAACAGAGUAACUAGAGAGAAAGAGAUGUUCAACUUCAAAAGGGCUGAGGAAGAUAUUUCUAGGUUGCGCAGGAAGCUGGAGACCACAAAGAAGCCUGACAUGGUUCCCAACUGUGAUGAGAUCCUGAUGGAGGAAAUCAAGGAUUACAAGGCCCGCCUGACGUGCCCCUGCUGCAACAUGCGCAAGAAGGACGCGGUGCUCACCAAGUGCUUCCACGUCUUCUGCUUCGAGUGUGUGAAGACGCGCUACGACACCCGGCAGCGCAAGUGCCCCAAGUGCAACGCGGCCUUCGGGGCCAACGACUUCCACAGGAUCUACAUCGGCUGAGGCCUCUCAGAGCCCCUGCUGGUGCUGAGCCAGCCUCCCUCCCUCCCUCUCAGCUUCUGCUGCCAGAGCUGCAGUGUCUCCUGGGAGGUGCCUUCGGGGUCUCAGAAGAAACACACUCUGGAUCUUGCUUCCUUUCUUGGCCCUGUCCCUUUGGUCUUGCCCUCAGUUUUUGUGUGUUCUUUGUGCCUGAGAGGAAAUUUCCCAUCCCUCACUUUCACACUGCCAAGGUGGGAACGUGCAGCUGAAGUGCUGCUUUGGUGGGAUGGAAGCUGAGCUGUAGCAGAGAUUAGUAAGAGCUUCAUUUAAGGGCUCUGCUUUGGAUGCUAAUUAAGUCCCGCCAAGGAAAUUAAUAUGUAGACUCAAUGGAGCAGCUCCUUAGGUACCUGUAUAUCUUCCUGAGCCCAGGCAAGAACCCCUGAGGGCUGGUACACUAGGAAACAAUCCUCCCUAGCCCUGAACAAACACAGCUAAAUAUCCAGAAGAGGAGAAAGGAGAGAUCUUGGAGACCCUUAGAAAAUAGCAUUCCAUUGAUGAGCCCUGGUUGAUGUGCUCACAGUCUCCUAGGCUGAGGCAUUGCUGUCAUUAUCCUUCUCAGAAAAGGACUUUUAGUGGUUCCUUUGCUACAGCUUUACCACAAAGAUUAACCUUGUUAUGUACAAAUUCUUAUUAAAGUUAUUGUUUGGUUUA
This is a messenger RNA of Passer montanus (Eurasian tree sparrow), 3847 nucleotides long. RefSeq names its product ring finger protein 20 (gene RNF20). Lineage: Eukaryota; Metazoa; Chordata; Aves; Passeriformes; Passeridae. The transcript has 21 exons. Gene Ontology annotation, molecular function: ubiquitin protein ligase activity; metal ion binding. Gene Ontology annotation, cellular component: nucleus; HULC complex. The coding region runs from base 206 to 3160 and encodes 984 amino acids. The record is from RefSeq and is a predicted model, not a curated record.